Mytilus trossulus (common blue mussel) is the source of this 3470-nucleotide messenger RNA. Its product is annotated as DNA endonuclease RBBP8-like. NCBI's taxonomy places the organism in Eukaryota, Metazoa, Mollusca, Bivalvia, Mytilida, Mytilidae. Bases 419 to 2509 code for a protein of 696 amino acids. Gene Ontology annotation, molecular function: damaged DNA binding. Gene Ontology annotation, biological process: DNA double-strand break processing involved in repair via single-strand annealing; DNA repair. The record is from RefSeq and is a predicted model, not a curated record. The transcript is spliced from 8 exons.
CCAGAGAAAUGACAGAUGUACAGCGUGUAGUAGUUUUCAGCACACCAUACAGACACUUAAAGAUGUGUAUGAGAAUACACUUACACAGAAAGAUAACCAUAUAACUUAUUUAGAAAAUAGAAUAAAAGAACUAGAAAGAAGAAAACAUAGUAAUACAGAUGGACACUUAAAUGGAAAUUUGAACACUGCAUUAUCAAGCCCAGAUUCUACAAGUAAAUACACACCACACAAGACUAAACAACAGCCUGGUUCUGACGAUGGACAUGCAGCUGUAGAAUCCAAUAGGAAAUCACAUGACAAAAUAGAGGAGGAUCCAAGUCCUGAUAGGCUAGAUAAAAGUUUGAAACUGAGGCUACCAAGGAACAAAAAGAGAAGCAGAUAUUCAGAGGACCCUUCACCCGAACAGAAAAGACCAAGAAUGGAAGAAACAAUGAUUGAGAUGCAUUCAGAUGGUAUCGAUAAUGAAAGAAUUACGGGAAAAUCAUCAAGGAAAGAUAACUUGCAAAAGAGGCCCCAUAUUAUUGUCCCAGAGACCUGUUUAUUUGAUGCUGAUUUAUUUGAAGAGGAAGAAGAAACAGUAUGUGACGAAAAAGCUGACAACGCCAAAAAUCUCACAGGAAUUAAGAAAAAUAAAUGGACAAUUGCUAUGGAUACUAGUUCUUCAUCAGAAAAUGAAGACAAUGGAUUGAAAAUUCAAGAUCAAGGUCAAAAGGAAAAGCAGGUCAAUAGGUCAUGGCUUCAUAGUAUGUUAAGCAGUCCAGAUUUGGACCAGACAAAGUUGAAUAAAGGUGAACAGUCUGAGGAAUUUGAAGGAAGAAAAAUUAAUUUGAAGAAAAAUAAAAGUGAUCCUUCUCACAUGUUAAAGCAGGUCAAUCCUGGAAGAGAACAAACUAAAGCUAAAACAUUAUCUCAGCAUGAUAGCCCACUCAAAGUGGUGCCACUGAAAAAUCGUAAAAUUGUAAAGAAAACAUCAAACCUCAAUUGUACAAAUUUAACAGAUGAUAUAAGUGGAGAAACUGUUCAUAUUCAUUCCAGUCCUGAGUUUUCAUCACCUUCAUUGGUCAGUAAUGGUCGAAUGACCAGAAAUAUUUCAGCAAGAUCUUCACAACAACCAAAAGACAUUCCAUCUGACAACGAAUCUCCUUUGACUUCUGAAAAUGAACAAAGGUAUCCUGAAGUGGACGUUCUGUUCGAGGAUUCAGAGUCAUCACAAUCGGACAAAAUAUUGAAUUCAUCGAAAGACAGAAGUGUUGAAAUUUUAUCACGGAAGGUCAGAGGGAAAAAGUCAAGGUCACAGGAAAAGUCACCUGACAUUAACAGCUCUUGGAAAAUGAGGGAAAGGAAAUCAAAAGUACAUGAAAAAUCACCAUUAAAAGACACUUCCAACAUGGAUGAGGAGUUCAAAAAUAAGUUACGACAAAGUACAUUGAGUCUAGCUUUUAUGAACGGCACAAAACAAGAUUCAGAUCUACCGCAGGCUAUAGAACAGUCUUUACAAGAAUCUACAGGAAAACUUUGUGAAAAACUUCAAUCUAACAAUGAAUUGCUAGAGUCCAAAGAAAAUAGUCCUCCAUUUAAAAAACCAGCAGUGCCAAAACCUAGAUUUAAAAGAAGUAAGCUGAGAAAAUCAGCAGAUCUUGAUGAAACUAUUGCACCUGCUGGUGAAGAAAAACAUUUAUCUGACAUAGACAUGGAAGAAACAAUGGCUCCAUCUAGGAUUAAUGAUAAACCAAAGGGAGGUAAUCCUGACCCAUUUAGAAUAAAUGGCAGUUUGGACCCUGCUAUUGAACUUUCUCAACUUUGUGCUGAAUCACAGGACCUAGGAGAUGAACUUGAAAUGACCUUGGCAAACAGACACAACAAUGGAAAAAGAGAAAAUAGGGUGAAGGAAAAUACAGACUGCAUAGACGCUUUACAAGAUUUCAGAUUAGAAGAUCUCCAUGGAAACGAUGAUUUCCCUAAAACAUCAACUUGUAUAGAGUUUGGUGAAGAUUCUCAAGCCAUUCCUUGCAGUUCUACAAGUGUUAAAUUCGGAGGUGGACGAUUAAAGGGACAAAAGAAAAAACUGAAAACUGGAGACACAGAAGACGUGGAAACAGAAGAACCACAGAUAAAUAAACAGAUGGAAGACAGUUUUGAUGUUCGGCCAAAGAUAACUACAGAGCCUGCCUAUGCCUAUGUUGAUGUUGUCCGUGGUAAAGAGGACAGAAGGAAACUGAAAGCUUUUUGGUGUCAAGAAUGUGCUGAUUUCUAUAAAGACACCGGUGAAUCUGAUGAGGCCAUACAGAAGAGGAUGCAGGAAUGUUCCAGACAUAGAGCUAGACAUGCCCCUCCAAGUACCCCUGAACAUUUCUGGUCUGUUGGGUUCAUGGACACACCAGAAUGUGAAGAGAGAGGCUAUAUUAACAGAGAGGAAUCACCAGAAGAGAAGAAAGAACCAACGUUUAACAGAAGAAGUAAAUACAGAAAACUGUUCAAAUCUAAAAAUGAAGAAGACAAAUACAGCUGAUAGUCACAUGAUAGUCACAUGACUCAGAUACUUUUUCAAAAGGCUGACAUCAACUGUACUAAGAAUUUGUUAUGUAAAUUAAAUGUGGGCAUAUGUAUAUUAAAUAUGGGCAUAUGUGUAUUAAAUGUGUGCAUAUUUAUAUUAAAUAUGGGCAUAUUUGUAUUAAAUGUGGGCAUAUGUAUAUUAAAUAUGGGCAUAUUUGUAUUAAAUGUGGGCAUAUGUAUAUUUAUACUGGAGGUAUUGAAUAUUCAGGGAUUUAUUUCUUAUUUAUAUUUUAACUAAUGUUUUAGUUAUCUUCUAACAUGUUGUCUAAUAGAGAUCUCGUUUAGGUUUUUUUUCUUUUUCUUUUUCUUAAUAUUUAUUAUUUUUUGUAAUAGGGCUGAUGAGCAUGGUUUUAGAAUUUAUGAUAUUUGUUUAAUUUUAGAGGUGUAAAAAUCGUGUUAUAAACUAGAGAAAACGUCUUGCUUGGGAACAAGAAUAUCUCACCAAUUUAAGUGUGUUCACAAGGAAAUGUAUUCUUGUGAAAGUAUAUUCCAAAGAUAUCAUAAUUCUUUUUCAUGAUAUUUUUAUUCUUGUGUUUUUGGUAGAUGAUAAUGAUAACUAUAAAUUGACAUUCGAUUUAUAAGAAAAGCUGUGAAAUGUUCCUAUUCACAACAAAACACAGAUCAAAAUUUAUAAUUUCUAUCAUUAUAACAAAAAUAAAUAUGCUGUUAAUCAAUAAAAAUGUUGAUGAAAUGCCAGAAGUUUAAAUCCUGUAUAACAUAUCAAUUGAUAAAUCUAAAGAUUGCCACGACAAGCUUAUUGUUUUUUAUCGGCCUAACUAAACAUAAACUUAAAUGAGAUGAAAUUGAAUUGCUUGUUUAAAAUGAACUUGGAAUGUGAAAUAACUUUAUGUUUAAUAUCAAACCUACUUAUUCCUUAUGUUUAAUCUAUAUGAUUGUAACAUACUUAAGCCAGUUAA